Messenger RNA from Umbelopsis ramanniana AG, 1431 nucleotides. RefSeq lists its product as uncharacterized. The record is from RefSeq and is a predicted model, not a curated record. The transcript is spliced from 4 exons. The coding region runs from base 1 to 1431 and encodes 476 amino acids. NCBI's taxonomy places the organism in Eukaryota, Fungi, Mucoromycota, Umbelopsidomycetes, Umbelopsidales, Umbelopsidaceae.
AUGGUCUAUUCAAAAAACCUGCAGGAAACAAAUCCAUCCAUCCCUACGAAACCGCUUCCCGAAGGCAAGGUGUAUAAUAUGGCAGAUUUGAUGCCUUCCACUCCGUUGUCAGCUUUACCGCAAGACCCCAUGACAGCGCGACAUAAAGGCAAAGAAAAAGAAAUCCCGUUUGAAUCAAUCAGGUACCAGCCAUUGAUGGCCAAUCAUCGCCAACACAACCACCAUGAAACCCCCAACUAUACAGAAAUGAAUCCUGAUAACCGGUUCGAAGCGCUUCAUCCUACAUCGACUGUACCGGUUCACUCCUUUGCAUACGCUCUGUAUUUCUACAGAAGGGUCGUGCCAAAUAAUGGGCUACCAUCACCAGGUGGCGAAAUUUUUGCAAUGAGUGCACAAUUUCCCACUAUGGAGCCACACGUUCCCAUGCAGACAAUGGUAGCCAACCCACCAAUAGCUUCCACCUCGGCGGCACCACUAGACAGUCACUUCGAUCCAUCCACUGCCCUCCCAUACGAAUUUUUAGCAAAUUAUAUUGAAAGCAUCUUCUUUAACUACCACGGAUUUUACGAGUACUAUGUUAAUCGACCGAAUUCACUUCUACUCCCGGCGGUUCCUAUUCCCAUGCCUAACAUGUCUAACAAAGCAAACCGCGCCAUGGAAAGCUCCACGGUGCAAAUUAAUCAACCAUUGGCUCCAGAACACCAAAUCAUUGAAGAACCAUCCAUAGUCCACACAACAAAUACAAGCCCGCAGUUAUCCGUGACAAGAUCGACUGCUGCAAGUCAGUCUCAUGACAAUUUAAGGGCGGUUACACAGGCCCAUUCAACGACCAAAGCUAUCACCACCCUUCAUGGCCAUUAUGACAUAAAAGAAGAAGCUGAACUUCAGCAAUCACCCAGUUUUCCAAUGAGAGCACCUGAACUUUCUCGCAGCCAGUCCAUUGGAAUGGACGAUCUGUCGCCGCACUAUGAUCAAGAAAUGAGUGGCGACGACGACUCCAACGAUUAUGCUGACACCGAAGACCUUCUGGUACCGGACGCUUCUAUUACUGAGCUGAACGUCGGCUUGGACCUCACUCCAAUUGAACAGGGAGUCCGUUUCCCUGGUGAUCAAUAUACACCCGUAUGGGUGAGGUUUCAAGGCAGACGCAGACAAGGACGAUGCGAACAAUGUGUCCACCUCAACCGAAAGAUCCUCUGGUUCAAGCUUAGAACUAGCCAGUACUUAUACCAUAAACUAAACGCCCACGGUAUCAUUCAUGCUACAGGCAGACCGUUCAACAAACCCAUCGACGUUCGUAUGAAUGUCGACGGUACCCGCGAAGGAUGGUGCCAUGUCUGUAAUACAUACCAGAUGGCUUACACUCCUCGUGGCCGGCCGCCCAUGUCACGCUGGGCCCCUUGGUACAGACAUGUGUACACGGUAAUGUAG